AUGUCGAAAAACAAUACAAUGACCUCUGCAGUCUCCGAUAUGCUUUCACAGCAACAGCUGAACCUUCAACACCUGCAUAACUUGCAGCAGCAUACAAGAAGUAUGACUUCAGCAGACCAUGCCUACGUUUUACAACAACAGCAACAACAACAGCAACAGCAACAGCAGCAGAGUGCAAACUUUCAAAAUGGCAGUUUGACAUCUGCUGAUGUAAACCAGCAAAACUAUUUGAACGGCCAACCCGUUCGGUCAACCAGCAACUCUACGUUCCAGAACAAUAGGACGUUAACAAUGAAUUCUGGAGGGUUGCAAGGUAUAAUGAGUGACGGUUCUCCCAAUAUUGACUCGACUACCAAUGUAACCAUUGCCGCAGCAGAUUCUAACAAUAAUAACGGCAAACAGUUCCAAGGAAAAAACUCCCUAACGAACACAUCAUUAUUGUCGAGAGCUCGAUCUUCUUUACAACGCCAAAGGCUUUCUCAACAACAACAACAACAGCAGGACCCUAGAUCGCCAUUAGUCAUACUAGUACCUACGGCUGCACAGCCCACAGAUAUUCUUGCGGCAAGGUUUUCAGCUUGGAGGAAUGUUAUCAAAUCAGUGAUUGUUUAUUUGACAGAAAUCGCCUCUAUUCAGGAUGAAAUCGUGAGACAACAACUAAGAUUAUCACAUGCUGUACAAUUUCCAUUUUUUUCAAUAGAAAAUCAAUACCAACCAAGUUCACAGGAGGAUAAAUCAGUUCAAAAGUUUUUUUUACCACUGGGUAAUGGUUCGAUACAGGACUUACCAACAAUUUUGAACCAAUAUCACGAAUCAUUGGCAUCCAGUGCCUCCAAGGCCUCAAGGGAACUGACCAAUGAUGUUAUUCCUCGUUUGGAAGACUUAAGAAGAGAUCUUUUAGUCAAGAUAAAGGAGAUAAAAUCUCUACAAUCGGAUUUCAAAAAUUCCUGUUCUAAAGAAUUGCAACAAACCAAACAGGCAAUGAAACAAUUUCAGGAGUCUUUAAAGGAUGCACGCUAUUCAGUGCCUAAACAAGAUCCUUUUUUAACUAAGCUGACGCUUGAUAGACAGAUUAAAAAGCAGCUUCAGGAGGAGAAUUUUUUGCACGAAGCUUUUGAUAAUCUGGAAACUUCAGGUGCUGAAUUAGAAAAAAUUGUAGUUAUGGAAAUUCAAAACUCCUUAACCAUAUAUGCAAGAUUGCUGGGACAAGAAGCGCAAUUGGUCUUCGAUAUAUUAAUAUCCAAGUUAGAUUCUGGUUUUUUCAAUGUUGAUCCACAAUUUGAAUGGGAUAACUUCAUUUCAAGAGAUCCCAACUUUUUACUACCUAAUUUGCCAAUGAGAUCAUUUAAAGAAAUUGUUUACAAAUAUCAAUCCGAUCCUUUAACUUAUGAGAUAAAAUCUGGGUUUUUGGAAAGGAGAUCAAAAUUUUUAAAGUCUUAUUCAAAGGGAUAUUACGUGUUAACACCUAAUUUUUUACAUGAAUUUAAGACCGCAGAUAGGAAAAAAGAUCUAGUUCCAGUGAUGUCGUUAGCAUUAAGUGAAUGUACCGUGACAGAACAUUCUCGAAAGAAUAACACAUCAUCACCAAAUUCGACUGGUUCGGAUGCUAAGUUUGUGUUACAUGCCAAGCAAAAUGGCAUAAUUCGCCGUGGUCACAAUUGGGUUUUUAAAGCAGACUCUUAUGAAGCAAUGAUGUCUUGGUUUGACAAUUUGAAGAUAUUAACUUCUAUUUCGAGUAUACAGGACAAGUAUAAAUUUAUUACACAAAAAUUAAACCUGAAUUCAGAUGGGAAACCUAAGGUGACUAAUAAUGGCGCCAGUAGUGAUAAGUAUCAGCAAAGUAAUGCCAAUAGUACAAUGGUGGAAAACGAUGAAAACGAUGAUAUCAACAGUAAUUAUGUGGGGUCCACGGUAACACCAAAAUUGGACAAUCAAACAAAUACUAAUACAUCCAUGUCGUCAUUGCCUGAUACUAAUGAUUCUGAAUUACAGGAUCAAGUUCCCAAUAUUUAUAUUCAAACACCAAUAAAUGAUUUCAAAUCAUAA
Messenger RNA from Saccharomyces mikatae IFO 1815, 2046 nucleotides. RefSeq names its product phosphatidylinositol 4,5-bisphosphate-binding protein (gene SLM1). The record is from RefSeq and is a predicted model, not a curated record. Bases 1 to 2046 code for a protein of 681 amino acids. Lineage: Eukaryota; Fungi; Ascomycota; Saccharomycetes; Saccharomycetales; Saccharomycetaceae. The transcript has a single exon.